CCACUUCGUCUCUUGACACUUCCAUCUCCUCCUUGCACUUACCCUUCCAUCUUAUCACGACCUACGAUUUCGUGAAAGGCAAAAAAUCCGACAUUUUCUCCACCGCUGAGAGAACCUGACUAGCUAUCCCAUCAUGGACGACAUUAUGAUUGAAGACGAGAAGAAGCCGCUAGACGCUCUCGUUGGCGGGCAGGAGGAGGAUAGUCAGCCAGACCCGGACGAGACAAUGUUGCUGGACUCAGGAAUGGGAAGGGUUUGGCAGGUCAAGCUUCCGAGAUUUCUGUUGGAUUACUGGUCCUCCAUCGAUGCUGAAGGCGUCAACCUCGCUACCAUCCGUGUUUAUGACGCGAAGCCGCAUGAACCGCCCUUUAUGAUUGUCCAAAUUCCUUCAGACCUCUCAGACCCCAACUCCCCGCUCGAACAGUACGAGCUCGACAUGAUCAACCAAGACGUCCAAAACCAAAUCGUCAUUGCCGAACGACCCACCGUCCCUACCGUCACCACACCAACUUCCUCUCAAGGCUCGUCGUCGCAGACAAUCCCACCCGUCAAUUCGAGAGCUCGGACGACGAUCAUGACGGGGAAGAUUAAGCAUGAGUGUAAUCUGAGGCCGAGGUUGAGCGAGAGAUAUAGGAAGAGAGUCAAGGAGAGGACAAGAAUGGCGAUGAGUCCGGUGAAGCAGGUGAAGUAUCUGGACGAGAAGGGAAUGGGUGUUGGUGGGCAGGGUGGCAUUAACAGGCUUUCGAGCGGCGUUACCAGCACGGUUGGAUUCACGGAUCUUUCGAAACCCAAGCAAAAAGGUGUCAAGGGUCAAUUCGAGCGCAUGGCGCGUAUGCCACGGAACCAGCUUCUCGAUAUGCUCUUUGGGAUUUUCAGAGAGCGCGAAUUCUGGCCUAUCAAACUCCUCCGUGAAAGGCUCCAGCAGCCGGAAGUCUACCUCAAAGAGAUUCUUAAUGAUAUCGCCACGUUGCAUCGGAGCGGUGAACAUAAUGGUCACUGGGAACUGAAGCCUGGUUUCAAGGAUUCCGCUCUCAAGGGCGAAGUCUCCGCCGAGGCGAUGUCUCUUCUGCAACUCAGCGCGAAAGAAGAGGCCGAUCGAGACGCGGCAAUGGCUGGUAUGGAAGACGAUAAUGACGACGAGGACGAGGAGGAGGAUGAGGAUAUGGAGGAGGUCUCAUAGACUGUCGACUCUGUCUAUCACUCCGCACCCGGGCAACGUUCUCCUCCCACCUCUUCCUCCUUUCGUAUGUAUUGCAUCGUCUCGCACUAUUAAGAACUUUCUCGCGUACUGAACCCAAUCCGUGACCCUUUGGGGCUCGAAAGCUUCUCAAGGACUAACUAACCCUGUCUCGUCCCGUUCUGCCUCAUCUGUUUCCCUCUUCCCACCUUAUGUUUCAUGUCAGCUCGUACCCUCAACCCGCCCCCUCCUCAUGUCACCAUCUUAUUGUAUUUUUAUUCCCAUGCAUGUUUUCACUACCG
Stereum hirsutum FP-91666 SS1 is the source of this 1479-nucleotide messenger RNA. RefSeq lists its product as uncharacterized. Gene Ontology annotation, biological process: transcription by RNA polymerase II; transcription initiation at RNA polymerase II promoter. The record is from RefSeq and is a predicted model, not a curated record. The transcript has 4 exons. Gene Ontology annotation, cellular component: transcription factor TFIIF complex. Lineage: Eukaryota; Fungi; Basidiomycota; Agaricomycetes; Russulales; Stereaceae. The coding region runs from base 134 to 1180 and encodes 348 amino acids.